UUCAAUGAGAAGAGCAUGGAUGAGAAAAACAAAAUUGGCAGGAGGAUGGGUGAGACGAGACCAGGGCUUAAAUCGAUGAGAAAAUCUGUGGUCCAGCAAGGAGCAAGAGGAGCAGGAGCAGGAGCAGGAGGAGGCAUUUCGGGGGCAUACAAGGAAGUAGCUCAAGUGCACGAGCAUGCACACAGUCACGCCCACGGCCAUCCGGCGCUCUUCUCGGCCGUCCCCACGCUCGAGUUGACUGCCCGGCACGUGCACCCCCACCCGGUCCCCGCCCCGGCCCCGCCGCCGGCCCGCAGGAAGGUUAGUGAUGAGACGAAGGAAGAGGUACAAGAAGAAGACGAAGCCACCCUCAGGGAGUUGCUUAUGAGGUACCUCCUGGCAUUUUCAGUGGAAUGGGAAUCCUGUGCUGUGAGUGGUCUAUCAAGCACUGCACCUGUAGGUUCUUUCUUAAAAAGAUGUGACGAUGCUCCCUAUUCUGCGCCCUCCAGCAUGAUGGCUACGUAUAGGAUUUUCCAGGAUUUAAGUGGAGGCAGCCGGGAGUACGGUCUGCAGAAGCAGGUGAGCGUGAUGAGCACAAACCUGAGCAACAAGCUGGAUGAGCUGCAGGCGAGAGGAGACCGACAAUUUGAAACGUCUGUAGCACUGUGCGAGAUCCGGACCCAGCUACAAGAGCUCACAAAAUCAGUCGAGUCGUGCCAGAGUGAAGUGAGUGAGGUGAAGCGUGAUAUGGUGGCCAUCAAGCACGAGCUGGAUACUGUCCAGCAAGUGAAAGAAGAGAUUGAAGAACUGCGUGAAUUUGUUGAUCGACUGGGCGAGCAGAGUCAUCGUCGUAAGCUUCGCCUUCUAGAACAGGGACUGACAUUCUUCCUGUCAUAUGCAAUCCUUGCCGCAGUUUUGGGAAUGCUGCAAUUUGGCUACAACACGGGGGUUAUCAAUGCUCCACAAGGGAAUAUUGAAAAUUUUAUGAAGGAUGUGUACAAAGAUAGAUAUGGUGAAGAUAUGAAAGAAGAAACUGUGAAAUUCUUCUACUCCAUCGCUGUAUCAAUUUUUGCCAUUGGAGGCAUGUUUGGUGGUUUUAGUGGGGGUAUGAUAGCAAACAGGUUUGGCAGGAAAGGUGGUUUGCUCCUCAAUAAUGUCCUGGGAAUAGGUGGAGCCUGCCUCAUGGGUUUCACUAAGAUAGCCCACUCAUACGAGGUGCUGUUCCUUGGCCGGUUCAUCAUUGGAGUCAACUGCGGUCUGAACACAUCACUGGUGCCGAUGUACAUCUCUGAGAUAGCACCUCUGAACCUUCGUGGAGGGCUAGGUACAGUUAACCAGCUUGCUGUCACGGUUGGUCUCCUACUCUCGCAAGUUCUUGGAAUAGAGCAGAUUCUGGGAACUGAUGAUGGGUGGCCUGUGCUGCUGGGUCUUGCGGUCUGCCCUGCUGUCCUACAGUUAAUUUUGCUACCGGUCUGUCCAGAAUCACCUAGAUAUUUGCUCAUAACAAAACAGUGGGAAGAAGAGGCAAGAAAAGCUCUCCGUAGACUGCGAGCAUCAAACCAGGUAGAAGAAGAUAUAGAAGAAAUGAGGGCAGAGGAGCGUGCUCAACAAGCAGAAGCAACAAUAUCAAUGAUGGAGCUCAUUUGUUCACCAACACUGAGGUCCCCACUCAUCAUAGGUGUUGUAAUGCAGCUUUCGCAGCAGCUUUCAGGGAUCAAUGCUGUGUUCUACUACUCAACAGACUUGUUUAAAAACUCAGGACUUACUGAGGAAAGUGCCAAAUUCGCUACAAUUGGCAUUGGUGCCAUUAUGGUGGGCAUGACACUUGUUUCUAUACCACUCAUGGACCGCACCGGUCGGCGCACACUUCAUCUGUAUGGCCUGGGAGGAAUGUUCAUUUUCUCCAUAUUCAUCACCAUUUCAUUUCUAAUAAAGGAAAUGAUAGACUGGAUGUCGUACCUAUCUGUUGUAUCAACACUGAGUUUUGUGGUCUUCUUUGCUGUCGGCCCUGGCUCCAUACCAUGGAUGAUUACAGCUGAGCUCUUUUCGCAAGGACCACGGCCUGCUGCCAUGUCCAUAGCAGUCUUAAUUAAUUGGAUUGCAAACUUCCUUGUUGGCAUAGGCUUCCCCAGCAUGCAGAAUGCGCUGGAGAACUACACUUUCCUCCCAUUCAGCGUUUUCCUGGCCAUCUUCUGGACAUUUACGUACAAGAAGGUUCCAGAAACUAAGAACAAGACUUUUGAAGAGAUCUUGGCUCUUUUCAGACAUGGGAAUGGAAGGGGAAGUCUUCGGGACAGUAGGUUGUAUGGGAGCAUGCUAAACUGUGUGAAUGCGAUAGAGCAGCGCAUGCCUCCGACAGAACGAGCAGCGUUAAUGGUGGCAGAGGAAAAGCCACACCCUGACUCAUCGCCGAGCCCGUUUGAAAGAAGAACAUUUUCGAGUAAAUACAAUCCGAGGAGGCAUUCUGCAUAUGCUACAGUACCAGCUGCCUCCGAGCGCUCAUCGCGAGAACUCGUUUCAACUGCUGCUUUGCUGACCAGCAGGACACAGGCCCCCCCGCUACCCCCACCACGGUUCCCGAACAGUGCUGUCUGACACUGGGAGACUCUUAACGUCGGUAACUUCUCAGUGUCGCUGACGAUGCUGGAAGGCCGACUGUAUGGGCUGGUGUCGGAGCAUGGCAAGGCCUGCUUCGUGUACCUGCGCCAUAGCCUGCGGCGCUGAGCUCCAGUGGGAGGGAGACAUCUCCAGCUCCACCAAUGGGCUGUUUCCUUGCAAACACUGUUGAGACCGGAAUCUGGUUGCCUCCGUCGAACGUGUUCACGAGGACCUGUGAGAUCUGUUGGGUAAUGUGGUGGGUUUUGAAUUUGAGAAACAUUGCUUGAAUAGUCUUAUCACUUUUUUAUAUAGACUGGUGGAGCGAGAUAACCAUUGGGAGGGAUGCUGUUGCCGUGUGGACAGUGCCGUUUUCCACAGUGUGAUGUUAUAAAUUUCAAUCUUCCUUUUUUUAGAAAUGACUUGUAUGAAUUUAUCACAUUCAUAAAUAUAGAAAACAAUGGAAAAAUACACAGGCCACUAGAUUCAGCAAACAAAUACAACUGAUUCCCUGUUCCUCAAGCUCCACAAUCAUCCUCUAGCCAUCCACGGUAACAUGCCAUUUUCAACUCUACAAGGUGCGGGACACCUGUACCAUUGAACCCUUCCCUUUCUGACAAUUUCUGGCAACUUAACUUGUAAGUUGCCUGUGGCACUAAUAUCAAUCCCAAACCCAGCGCAAAAUCAAAUAGAAAAUAUAAAAAUAAUAAGUGAAACAAUUUUUUACAUCCACUGUACCGUCGUGUAUAUAAAAUUUCGCGACAAAUUCUAAGUACGUACACUGCCAGGACUUUAAACUUAAAGCAUUAAGAAAUAUUCAAAAGACUAGAAAUAUCUUCUCCUCUGUAAAUAAAUUGUUAUAAGGGAGAGUAUCUCCUGUCGUAAAAGGACGGAUUGGUGUUAUUUUUUUUUAAACUUGUGUACUUGUAAAACUGACGUCACCAGCGUUCAGGUGCUCAAUUUUCAAUAGUUGUCACCAGAGUAUGGAUCAGGACAUGUUUAGUAGUAGUAUAACUAGGCACAAGCAGAAUAAAAAUAGUGUAAAUGAAAAAGAUAUAUAUAUAUAUGUAUAUAUAUAAAUAUAUAUAUAUAUACACACACACACAUAUAUAUAAAUAAACAUAUUGCAUAAGAGUUUCCUGCCCCGCCCUUCCAUUUCCUCACCAAAUCAGAUUACCCUUCUGUCCCUCUUUCCCUGCCGUCACUACUACAGUGGGUUGGUUUGUUGUGUUGGUUUGUCCCUGAGCAGCAAGGCUGCUACCGCACGUGUGUGUUGUGUGAGGGCCCGGUGGCGGUUCCCGCGAGAUCCCGGUGCCAGCGGCUGAUAGAGGAGAGCCUGAGUGUACGACCAUCUUCGUGCCUCCACCACUUCUUCCCUCAGAGAAGAGCAACCGUGUCCUGCCCUCAGGCCUCAGACAACUGGGAAUACUCUGGAACAGUUGUAAUAUAACUGGAAAACAGACAAUUCUAUCCAACGAAAUGUGCACAGCUGUUUUUUUUACUUUAGUUAUUUUUUUAGAAGAGUUUGUGCACGUGAGCUGAGUAAACUGUUAGCGCACACUGAACUCUUGGAGUUGUUUACUGUUAUGAAGCAGAGAUGAAAGUUAUAUAUACAUUCUGUGUACACUAAACUACUGCCAUUUAGGAAGAAUGAGCAAGUGGAGACUGGGACUGUUGUUUGAGUGAUUUUAUGUGGUAGGAAAUGGGACCAGCAACUCACCUGCCAGGGGAAACAACUAACAUAAAUCCAGAAGGGGUUGACAUUACGGAAAUGUGUGAUAUUUGGCAGGUGUUUAAUUGAGGAUUUCAUCUUGGGUACAGGUAAACUGUUUCUCAGCAUUUGUUUUUGUCAUAUUGUUUUCAUUUUCUGUAGCUUAGUGAUUCACUGCCACUGUGCUCAUGAGAGGAAUAGUGACAGCGAGAAAAGUUUGCCUGUUACUUGAGAAAAAGUGCAUUCACCUGCCAUUUAAUUUUGUGAUCAAGCCAUAAUGCCUUUAUUUAACAAAAAGGAAUAAAGAUUUAGUUAUCAACAUUUUUAGGGAUAUGAUGUGUUUGGAAUCUUGCCAGAUUUAUUGUAUCAUAACUUGUGGACAUGCACGUCAUGUGCUGCAGGGAAAAGGCCUAGUUUGUGAUCAUACUGUGGAGGGCUUCCGGAUCAAAUAAUAAAUUAUAAUAAGAGGGGACUUGAAUAAUGUUUGUAUGUGGGAAUAUGAACCAAACUGCAUGUGCUUGAUGCAAUCAACUUAAAUGAGGUUUUAAAACACUUUUUUCUUUCAUUGCAAAUUCAGUGUAGUACUGUCAGAGUUCAUUUUCAAAAUCAGAAAUUCAGACCAAAAAUUAAAAAUCAUGAUCAACCUUACUAAAUUCAGAAACAUAAUUGCAUAUUAAAUCUGUGAUGGCAGGCAGUUAUUCUGUCCUACAUGGUGAAAUUACAAAUGUCUAAAACUACAGUUUCUAUAUAAUGAUGAAGUUGAAAGAUAUCUAUAUUAGGUUCAUUUUUGAAAUUCCUAUUAAUAGGUAUUAAUUUUUUGGCAAGGGAAUGUAUAAAUUAAUGUAAUUAGGAAACUUACUAUAGUAAUUAUUAUAGCAAAUCUGAAAAAUGUAAAACUAACGGUUCUAGCAAUCUGUUGUGAUUCGCAAAGUUUGGAAGAAUGACGUCUGAUAGAGCGGGAACAUUUCUGACCUCUUCAAAAUAAUUAAUCCUGACCCUCCAUACCCCGCGCAUUGGGCGUCAUUGCAGGAGACAAGUGUUAUUCUAAAUGUAAAUAUUGUUAUGUACUUAAGACUCAUAUUCCUGAUGAAUGAACUGCAUAUUGCUUAUGUUAUUCAGUUUAUUUUUUAAAGGUUCUGUGUAUGUAUGCAAGACAAGAAGUACAGUAGCAGAAUAUGCAUAAUUCCUAGAUUUUAGCCAUCAGUUGGAUCUGUUAGAUAACUUGGGGAGUACGGAUGACGUUCCUCAGUAUUUGCUGAUAAGAAUAAGAAACACAUUAUUAUGAUUAUUAUUAUGAUUAUUAUAAUUCUAAUAUAGAAAUAAAUUUUGUGGACUUGGUGCAGCACAAGAAUCCACUACUGAUGUUGAUAGCUCAUGUCUUCAUUUCUUCAGUGCCAGUUUCUUUUAACCCACAUAGGGUGCAAGGGAAUAGGCAGUGUAAUAAACGUGUGGUUCUUUAGAGAAAAUUUUUGAGUCACCAGUCAUGUAUGAAAGUCUUCCGAAAUGUUGUAAUAAUUUUAUGUGAGCAAGUCCAGAAUUUUAAAUAAAGUAAUCAAAAUUUAAGACCCUAUAAAAGAGGGGAAAAGAAAGGCACACACAUACAUUCUGUUUGCUGCAGCCCAAAAACUUUUUAACAGUUAUCAUGUAUUAAAGAAAAGUUUUUCUUUGACACCCACGAAUGUUACACUGCCACUGCAGAAGGAAUAAUAUAAGAGUAAAAUAACUCUAUCAACAUAGAAAAAAGAUUGUGUUGUGUCAAUUCAGCAGCAGAUUUCAGCUGCUGCAAUGCUGCUACGGAAAGAUACAGUGUGUAAAGUUCCAUGAAUGCAAUA
Schistocerca serialis cubense is the source of this 6117-nucleotide messenger RNA. RefSeq names its product glucose transporter type 1 (gene Glut1). The transcript has 18 exons. Gene Ontology annotation, biological process: monosaccharide transmembrane transport. Lineage: Eukaryota; Metazoa; Arthropoda; Insecta; Orthoptera; Acrididae. Gene Ontology annotation, cellular component: membrane. The record is from RefSeq and is a predicted model, not a curated record. The coding region runs from base 16 to 2574 and encodes 852 amino acids. Gene Ontology annotation, molecular function: hexose transmembrane transporter activity.